This is a messenger RNA of Mycotypha africana, 816 nucleotides long. RefSeq lists its product as uncharacterized. The transcript has 5 exons. NCBI's taxonomy places the organism in Eukaryota, Fungi, Mucoromycota, Mucoromycetes, Mucorales, Mycotyphaceae. The coding region runs from base 1 to 816 and encodes 271 amino acids. The record is from RefSeq and is a predicted model, not a curated record.
AUGAUCAAUUCCAGGUUGUACCCUAUCCGUCCUUUAGCAGUAGCCUCUCUUCUUGUAUUUAUCUUAUCUGAUACUGUCCUCAAUAACUCGAAUGAUGCAGCUGAAAUGUUUGGCGAAGCCUCUGCAGAUGGCAUGUUUCUGGCCCAAAAAUACAUUGGUAUAACACUAAAUUUUUUGUUAAGCUCGCCUGAGCUUAUUUGCCGUCUUGACAAAGGUACAUUCUCUCUUUUAUAUAUGGCUGACCAUGUAAACAAAACCCUCAAAGCAGACGAUCUGUAUAAGCUUAUUCCUGGACCGAAUGGCGGUACAAAGGAAAUACCUGCGUUGCAUUUACUUGAGAUCCUUUCAUUUGUAGCCGCUACUUGUCCUGAAUCAUCAAUCCGAUUCUACAUAUACAAGCUUAUCGAAAAAAUAGUAAAAUCAGCAGAUGAUGAAGCCUGUCUUUACAUUCUGUACGAACUAUUAGACCGAUGCCCUUACUCAUCUAUGAACACUGCUGCUGUGGGACUUUUAAAGGAUCAAAUUAGUCGGUCAAUAGAUGCUGCAAAGUAUCAACAGGCUGCAUCUGUAUUCGCUACUCCGUUGAUAAAAUCAAAGUUUUUCCCUAUCAUAUUCAGAUUCAAGUCAAGUUGGAAAGUUAAACCAGAUUCAUUUUGGAAUGAUUACAAUUAUGUUAUGCAAGCUCUUAAUCUUUACUAUUUGAUGCUAUCCAAAGACUAUCCUACAAAUUUUAAUGACAUAAGCCAAGUCAUGCAAAUAGAUACUAUGAAGCAUGUUGUUGACAAGAUCAAUGUAUACAUUGAAAGCAAAAAGUAA